Macrosteles quadrilineatus (aster leafhopper) is the source of this 562-nucleotide messenger RNA. RefSeq lists its product as uncharacterized. The record is from RefSeq and is a predicted model, not a curated record. NCBI's taxonomy places the organism in Eukaryota, Metazoa, Arthropoda, Insecta, Hemiptera, Cicadellidae. The coding region runs from base 21 to 533 and encodes 170 amino acids. The transcript has 3 exons.
AACAGUGGCGAGCUCAGUGCAUGCAGUGUACAGCCAUGUUAAAGAUGGUUAAGGCAGUUAUUCUUUUGGGUUUGGUGUGUAUUAUUGAUAUCUUCGGUUAUGAUCGUGUAUCCAAAAGUAACGUUGGCCAGAAUCCAGUGAUUUUUACUGAAACAGAUGAUGCAUUCGUCAAAUUCCAAGGAGCUCUAGCAGCAAAGCAAAAUGAACUAAAAACACCCAUUGUCUUCAGUGAUUUAAAUGCUUUCAAAACUGCCUUUGAUUCAUACGUAAUAAAUGGAAAAUUGGACAUAUCGACUCCAUCUGAAGUUGAUUCUAACUUCGCCAAAUUUCAGAACUUCAUGAAAAAGUACAUGCGGGAAUAUAACAACUUUGAUGAACUCAAGAUACGUUUUGAGUUGUUCAAAAACAUUGUCCAGAAGAUGGGAGGUUACAACAUUGGAGGAGACGGCUUGGCAGGAAUUAAUCAUUUGUCCGAUAAAACUCAUGAAGAAAAGCAAGGCUUUUAUGGGAAAAGAUAUUAUGUAAUCAGCUAAUUUUCCAAUUAAUAAAGAAAGUUUGAGAU